AUGGAGGCUUUCUGCGCCACUUGGAAACUCGUUGACAGCCAGAACUUUGACGAAUACAUGAAGGCCUUGGGGGUGGGCUUUGCGACCAGGCAAGUGGGCAACGUGACCAAACCCACUGUUGUGAUCAGCCAGGACGGUGACAAAGUGGUGGUGAAGACCCUCAGCACUUUCAGAAACACAGAACUAUCUGCCAAACUGGGAGAAGAGUUCGACGAAACCACCCCAGACGACCGCCACGUCAAGUCUACGUUUUCGAUGGAGGGCGACAAGUUUGUGCAGGUGCAAAAGUGGGACGGCAAAGAGACAAAAUUUGUCCGAGAAAUCAAAGAUGAGAAAAUGGUCAUGACCGUGACCUUUGAGGGGGUCCAGGCAGUGCGAACCUACGAGAAAGCAUAA
Messenger RNA from Knipowitschia caucasica, 396 nucleotides. The record is from the annotation of a GenBank genome assembly. NCBI's taxonomy places the organism in Eukaryota, Metazoa, Chordata, Actinopteri, Gobiiformes, Gobiidae.